UUCCUUUUUUACCCAAGCGUGUUUUUCUAACCUAGCUUAGACUAAACCCAACCUCUCACUGCAAUGGCAGACUCCGACUCCAUCUCGCAAACUGUUGAGGAAGACUUCCUAUAGACUCGCUCUUACGUUUUAUGUGCGUCUCCAGAGGUUUUAAGAGUCGUAUUGGCAGUUCUGAGUUUGCUAAAGUUCAACUCAAGGAGUCAUUAAAAUGCAACUUCAGCCUCAAAGACUCGCUCAUCAACAGUUCCAAUCUUUUUGUGCUUGUGGGGAAACAUUGUGAUUCGGGUACGUCAUUUUAUACCUUAUCUAUAGCUUCCCUCUGCUCCGGAUCAAUUGCCCCAAGAGAGCUGAAAAAUCCGGUAAAAUCUGCUGAUUGUGUCACAACUAUCCUUGGAUCGUGCCAUGGGCUUUUGUUGAUGACCAAUAACACUUCUUCAAACACUAUUUCCUACGACAUGCCAUUGAAUAACCCUAACCGUGAUCUUAGCUUGUGGAAUCCUUCCACAGGGUAUCACAGGGAGAUACCCCUUCAUGAAUCAAAAAAUGGGAAUAGGUUUUGUAUGGGCAUUGGAUAUGAUCUCCUGCUUAACGAUUAUAAGGUUGUCCGUAUUGGGCCUUAUCCUCGUCCUGUUGAGAUGUUCAGUCUGAAACAGAAUACCUGGAGAGCAAUUGGGCAACUUAUGUUUCAGCCCGUGGGAAGAGGUACAUAUCUCAAUGGAAAGCUACACUGGACAGCGAAGCACACUUUUGAAUCUUGUAAGAACUAUGAAUCUAGUCUUAAGAACCCGAAUGAACGAAUAACAAUGCGGGCUAGACAUGAACCCCGAGUCAUUGUGGCAAUUGAUCUUGGUAUGGACACUCUGAAUGUCCAGCUUAUACAGGCUCCCCCCUCUAUUGAAAAAUCGUCCAAAAUGUUUCUGACGGUUUUGGGAGGCACUCUCUGUGCUAUUUUGUUUCAUCCUUUUAAAAAAGUUAGGGAGACAUGGGUAAUGAAGGAAUAUGGAGUUGAGGACUCCUGGAAAAUGAUAAUGGCAGUAGAAGCGGCAGAAGAAGCUUCUCGUGGUGAUUCAUAUGGAUAUAGAAUGCCAUUGCCAGUCCCCCUAGCAUAUUCUGAAAACAAAGAUGACAUUCUUUUCGACCAUCAUGGUCAGAUGUUCAUUUGGGCUAGUAAAAUAGAGGGUGAAUUAAGGUUUGAUAAAAGGAUCCUUAAUACUCAAGUCUUUCCAAGUACUGGCUGUGAGGUUUAUAUGGGAAGCUUGGUUCCCUACACUUCUGAGGAGGACAAAGAAAAUCACCACAGUGAUGAGCCCAAAGAAGAGGGGGAGGACAAGGACUGCAGUUUGAGAGAGGGGAAAGAGAGUUAUUACCGGUCAGAUUGAAGAGAGUGGAAGUUUCUUCCCUGCUAUGAGUGAGCAUGAGGAAGAGUGCUCUUGAGUUUAAGAAGGGAGGAAGAAUAGAGAGCCCUUUCAGUUUAUCUCUGGGUCUGCUCUAUGCAUAUAUAUAGGUGGUACAGUAUCUGACUUUUUUCUUUUGUUUGCAAAACAAAUGGAGGUAGAGAUUGGAAGUUUAACUGUUCUUGAAAGUGCUAUUCUGCUAUCUGGUCUUAAUUUGUGAAAGCCACCAGAUGAAGUAUGGUACUAUAACUACUUACGAUAGCUACUUACUCGCAAGUUACAUUGAAUCCUCACCUACUUAUAUAGUAGAGUGGUCUUUUGGCUGCUGGAAACUUCUGGUUAGCAUAUAUGAUCAAUAUUUUGCCUGUUGGUUUUAGUGCUGA
Messenger RNA from Nicotiana attenuata, 1777 nucleotides. RefSeq names its product F-box protein CPR30-like. NCBI's taxonomy places the organism in Eukaryota, Viridiplantae, Streptophyta, Magnoliopsida, Solanales, Solanaceae. The record is from RefSeq and is a predicted model, not a curated record. The transcript has 3 exons. Bases 132 to 1379 code for a protein of 415 amino acids.